Molecule: messenger RNA, 804 nt
Organism: Giardia duodenalis
Lineage: Eukaryota; Fornicata; Diplomonadida; Hexamitidae
Product: TatD related DNase
Exons: 1
Coding region: 1-804 (267 amino acids)
Molecular function (GO): hydrolase activity, acting on ester bonds
Source: RefSeq, a predicted model, not a curated record
AUGCUUGACGCCCAUUGCCACUUCAGUCCGGCGUUUAUCGGCACCUGGUUCAGGCCGGACCACGUCUAUCUCCUGAACGCCACAGAUCCGACUCAGUUCGAAGACCUUGCCGAGUUCAGGAGGAUCCAUCCCCUCUCUGUACGAGUCGGGUACGGAGUGCACCCGUACUACCUGCACAUGCACCCCGAUCUUGCAGCGACACUGGCUGAAGUCAGAGCAAGGCUGGCUGCGGACCAGACCGCGUUUGUGGGGGAGAUAGGCCUGGACACUCGGCCGGCCGCGCUGGCUGACUCUCCACUGGACACACAGACCCGCUACUUUUCCCCGCAGCUGGAGAUGGCCUUCGAGAUGAACAGGGACUGCAACGUCCACAUCAUCUCUCGUAAGCCUGGCCUCUGGCCUAUCUUCACGGAGCAGCUGGAGGCCAUGGCCAGGAAGUAUGCCAGCUACAAUCGCAGCAUUAUAAUGCACUCCUACAACGGGACCCACGAGACAUUCCGCAAGCUGCAGGCUGCCGUCUCUACAUGCCACGGACGCGUGCUCCUUUCCGUGUCCCACUUCACAGAGGCAAACAAGGCCACCCGGGCGUGCAUACGGAAGUCUGACAAGGAGUGCCUGCUUCUGGAGACGGACUGGUACCGCGAGGACCAGGACGACUGGGACAGGUCAAUGGCGACCGCGAUUGAGGUUCUUGCGUCUGAGCGCAGCCUAUCCAGGGACGAGGCGCUUUCUCUUGUGAGGGACAACUGGCGCCGGCACGAGCUGCUGCCUCCUGGUCUCAGUGCUGCUCAGUUGGGCAUGUAA